Molecule: messenger RNA, 1399 nt
Organism: Pocillopora meandrina
Lineage: Eukaryota; Metazoa; Cnidaria; Anthozoa; Scleractinia; Pocilloporidae
Source: the annotation of a GenBank genome assembly
AUGAAAACUCUGCCAACGACUUUCAUCAACGUGACGCCCUCUCUGUUCUCGACAAAAAAGACUCCUGGGAACUGUUCUGGAGUUGUGCUGCAAGCUGUUUUUGGAUUAAUCGCCUUUCUCUCAAUUUUUAGUAACUCAUUUUUCUGUGUGGUUCUACUUAGAAAGCGAUGUCUUCUAAAAAAGGCUUACAACAUCCUCCUGAUUGUUUUGGCAAUGACGGAUAUGGUUACAGGUACGAAUUUUGGAAAGUAAAAUUGUUACAGUAAUCCUUGUACUCCUGGUGAAUAUUGGUAUCCAAUUUUUUAAUCACCUAGAAAUAGACAUGUAAUCUUUACUUCUGCUAUUUGAUCAACAAUUUGACAAUCCAACUUUUCAUCACAAGUCAUCCAUUAAUGUGAGUGGUACGCUGAGAAUCUAAUGGUUGUGCUGAAGCUGCCCCUAUGUUUUUGGUGUUGUUGUCGUUUGAUGCUGAUGUCAUUUUUAUUUCCUAAAAUGUACAUUGUUAUGAUCUAGAUACCGUUACCUAGAAUUUAUAUAUAUAUAUAUAAUGUCUUAUUCACGGUCAUUUGUUUCUUUAUUCCCAGGUGCUGUUAUCGUAGUUACACCGGGUUUUAUAGUACCGGUAGAUAAAUUCCCAUAUCCUACAGGUAUGACUGGAUUAAGCUUAUUCUGUCAUCUGAUUGACACAAAGUUCCUUAUCUUCACCAUGGGCAAAGCUUCUGUUCUAAUGGUGAUGUGCCUGGCAAUUGAGCGAUGGCUCGCGUCUGUUAAACCUCUACAGUACAGAAUACAGUUUUCGAGUAGACGUUUGGCGUGUUAUAUCACAACAAUUUGGAUUUCAAAUUGUGUCUUACAAUUGUACCGUCUGUCUCGGAGAAUUCCAAGCGAAGAUGGAUGUCGUUGGGCAGAGGAAACGCUUAGGCCAAUCACCCUGAAAGCAAUGACAAUAUCAUACGUGUUCGUCACAUUUGUUAUUCCAAGCUUUGUAACAUGGGUUACCCUCCUCCAUAUUUGGAUAAGCGUGAGAAAAUCACCCGCAAUGAAUACAGCCAGCGGUAUCCAGACAAAAACUAGACUUCUACACAUGUGUGUUUUGACAGCACUCUUCUUAACACUGUGUUGGCUUCCAGAUCAACUGAACUAUAUCCUAAGUAUAUUUAAAGUGACGUCUCUAUCGAGUCCAAUAAGCGACUACCUUUUGGUUUUGGCUUUGUCGAACUCGUGUAUAAAUCCAUGGAUAUACUGUUUAGCAAACGAGGAGUUUCGCAAAGAAUUUCGAAAAUUGUUUUCCUUUAGAAUUUGCUGCAGUGCCAAGAUUCCUUUCAAAAGUUCCUCGUACUGCUUGAGGAGCAAAGAUAUCGUGAAAGACUUAGAAAUGGUUUUAGAUAACACCGUUUGA